CGCUGCUGCGGCUCCUGUUGCUGCUCCUGCUCCUGCUGCUGCUGCUGGCGUCGCUCCAGUCCGGAGCCCCCUCGGGCCCUGCGAGAGCAGCAGGUCAGUGUUUCCAGUUUCUUUGGUACCUUUUGUGAGUGGAGGAAAUGAUUUUACCAGAACUUGCUCGAAGUUGGUCACAUACACAGCGUCUUCAUAUCACAGGGACUCGCGAAGUAGAAAAAACUGUGACCGAUCUCUAAGGGCUUUUUGGGGGGAACCUGCCUUUAUUUAGGAGAAGAUAAAAAUGACAACUUCAUCGAUUAGGCGGCAGAUGAAAAACAUUGUGAACAAUUAUUCAGAGGCCGAAAUAAAAGUCCGGGAGGCAACCUCAAAUGACCCCUGGGGUCCAUCCAGCUCCUUAAUGACUGAAAUAGCAGAUCUGACUUACAAUGUAGUGGCCUUCUCUGAAAUCAUGAGCAUGAUCUGGAAGCGUCUGAAUGACCACGGCAAGAACUGGAGACACGUUUACAAGGCUUUAACUCUGUUGGAUUACCUGAUGAAAACUGGGUCGGAGAGGGUAGCGCAGCAAUGCAAAGAGAACAUCUUUGCGAUCCAGACUCUGAAGGAUUUUCAGUACAUUGACCGGGAUGGUAAGGACCAGGGCAUCAACGUGCGGGAGAAGUCCAAGCAGAUGGUGUCCCUCCUGAAAGAUGACGAACGGCUCAAGGCAGAGAGGGCCCAGGCCUUGAAGACCAAAGAGCGCAUGGCACAGGUGGUUACUGGAGUCGGUAGUAAUCAGAUCACCUUCGGCAGAGGUUCCAGCCAGCCUAACCUGUCCACCAGCUACUCUGAGCAAGAGUACGGCAAGUCCGGGGGCUCUCCAGCAUCUUACCACGGGUCUACAUCACCUCGAGUGUCUUCAGAGUUGGAGCAGGCGCGACCUCAGACGAGCGGGGAGGAAGAGCUGCAACUGCAAUUAGCCCUGGCAAUGAGCAGAGAAGUUGCAGAACAGGAGGAACGCCUUCGUCGUGGCGAUGAUUUGAGAUUGCAGAUGGCUUUGGAGGAAAGCCGCAGAGAUACUGUCAAAAUUCCCAAAAAGAAGGAGCGCACCACUCUGUUGGAUCUCAUGGAUGCCCUGCCCUCCUCAGCGCCGGCUCCUUCGAAAGGAGAGCCGUGGGGACCACCAGCUGCAGCAAAAAAACCAGACCCUUGGGGGGGACCUGCAGUCAGUAAUACCUCUUCGGAUCCGUGGCAAUCAUAUGGUGCCAAACCAGCAGCCCCUGUUGAUCCGUGGGGAGCGCCGGCAGCAUCCUCUGGUGCCCAGCCCCUCCCAAAGAACGUGGACCCCUGGGCUCCCUCUCAGCCGCCCUGUGUGGCAACAAAUGCUGCCGCUGACCCUUGGGGACCAGCGCCAGCAAGCAAGCCUAUUUCUGCUUCUGGUAGUAAGUCUUUUGACCUCUUCAGCAAUUUGAAUGGGACAAUUAAAGAUGACUUUUCUGAAUUUGACAGCCUUCGAACAUCUAAAGCUGAUUCGGGUUCCACUUUGUCAGCCCAGAACAGUGGUACGACCAGCCCCGACCUCUUUGAAUCUCAGCCUGCAAACUCGACCUCGAGUAAACAGAGCGCAGCUCGGAAAACUCCCGAGUCUUUCUUGGGCCCCAAUGCUGCUCUGGUGAACCUGGAUUCGUUGGUAUCUAAGCCACCUCAACCAGCGCCUUCUCUGAAUCCUUUCUUGGCUCAAGGAUCUGCUGCUGCUGCUGCCGCUGCUCCGGUCAACCCCUUCCAGGUGAAUCAGCCUCAGCCCCUCACUCUCAAUCAGAUGCGGUCGAGUCCCGUCAUGGGAAGCAGCCCGUCCUUCAACACUGUGCCAGCUGUGGUCGUGGAGCCAGUACCUCUGCCUUCCGUGGCGCCGGCGGCCCUGGCCAUGGCACCCGUGCCAGCCAAGGGCACUGUGGCGUCUCUUACCAGAAUGGGCAACGUGGGCCUUGUGGGGUCAAUGGUGCAGCCGCUCCACAGCACUGCAGUUGCCCCCUCGGCCUGCCAGCCUGCAAACACGACUAACCCUUUCCUCCUAUAAAGGCCCGUUGUGUGGAAGCGAACACGGCGAAAGGUUUGCCGGACUGAGCGAAGUGUCUGAGGCUGGCUUGGGCUGAACCGUGUGCACGAGGGACUUGCAGAGCUAGCUGUGCGGUUUACAGUUGCGCCCUUUGAAGAAUUCUCUCGCUACUCCCCAUUUUAAUCUAAACCUAGCCUUUGUGGCGGGUGGUACUUCUCACUUUUGACUUGUGGGAGCAUUGCAUAAAAUGAUCAGACUUGCUCACCAAAGUUAGGUUUCUUCUCGCUCUUCCCUUCCCCCAUUUUUUGUUUGUUAAUCAUUUCAAUAAUUAUGGGAAGGACCUGCCAUUUUAAAUAGCCCUCUUUGCUCUAUUUUGUAGACGGUAAACUGGACCCAAAAGCGGCUGCAACUCAACAUCUGUCAGAAUUCCAUGCCCGUAAGAAAAUAGGUUUGAGACUCGAGAGUGCUAGUGAAUGUGUUUGCACAUAAGCAUACUCAUCUAGACUGUUGGUUCACCCUUAGUCCUUAUAAAUUGGAGGAGGAGGAGGAGGAGGGAGCGUGACUUGGGGUGCUCAGAAGUUAUUCUUCGCUUAUGAAAUUGUAGCCCAAAACUGUACCCUUUUUUCCUGGGUUUGGGUGAGAACGGUUGGCGUCAGGCUUGUCAAAAGGGGAACAGAAGCAAACUCUCCUCCAGCUGUGGAACCCUACAAGUGUGCUGUUCAGUAUGCAGUGUUGAAUUUCUACACUUACAAGGACUUGUCAAGGACUUCUGUCUGAGUGGCUGGCAUGCUACGCUUGUGUUCAGGAGUGUUUUGCUCUGUGCUUGUCCGAUAGUGACUUCAUUUGGAAAUUAUUGUGCGUGUAUUUUGUUUUUAUUUGACUUGCAAUGCAAGUUGAAAAUGAAA
This is a messenger RNA of Elgaria multicarinata webbii, 2934 nucleotides long. It is a transcript of the gene EPN2, whose product is annotated as epsin 2. Gene Ontology annotation, cellular component: plasma membrane; endosome; clathrin vesicle coat. Gene Ontology annotation, biological process: endocytosis. The record is from RefSeq and is a predicted model, not a curated record. NCBI's taxonomy places the organism in Eukaryota, Metazoa, Chordata, Lepidosauria, Squamata, Anguidae. Gene Ontology annotation, molecular function: clathrin binding; phospholipid binding. Bases 278 to 2050 code for a protein of 590 amino acids. The transcript is spliced from 9 exons.